This is a messenger RNA of Choloepus didactylus (southern two-toed sloth), 2215 nucleotides long. It is a transcript of the gene TACR3, whose product is annotated as tachykinin receptor 3. The coding region runs from base 299 to 1696 and encodes 465 amino acids. Gene Ontology annotation, molecular function: tachykinin receptor activity. NCBI's taxonomy places the organism in Eukaryota, Metazoa, Chordata, Mammalia, Pilosa, Megalonychidae. Gene Ontology annotation, biological process: positive regulation of flagellated sperm motility; G protein-coupled receptor signaling pathway. Gene Ontology annotation, cellular component: sperm midpiece; plasma membrane. The record is from RefSeq and is a predicted model, not a curated record. The transcript has 5 exons.
GGGCCCGAGUUCCCCAGGGGAGCCUACUCUAAGAUCUUUCUUCCGGAUCUUCUCAUCCCUUCAGGCUGCCAGAGGCCGGUACCUCGCAGAGAAAGUGCCGCUCUUGCGGCAUCACCUGCUGGCUCAAAGCAUUUCUCAACUUGCAGGGGCUGUGGUACCUUCUGUAUGUACCUCGCUUCCCGGCGGGGCUGAAGACCAACCCGCUCCCGGGGACCAGGAGGCAGAAAAGAACUUCGGGGUAGUUGGGUCCGGCUCGUGGCGGCUGAGUGGGGUGGUUGGGGAUUGCAGACCCCAGGCGAUGGCCUCUUUCCCAGCAGCGGAGAGCUGGACCGACAGCGCGAGAGACGUGGGUGCGGAUACCGGGAACCUGAGUUCCGCGCUCGCGUUGGGAGCGGCACCGGGGCCAGCUGAGGCUCAGUGGCUGCAACUGCUGGUUCACGCUGGCAACUUAUCUGCCCCCUCUUCCGCGUUGGGACUGCCUGCAGCCUCCGCAGCCCCUUCCCAGCCCCGGGCCAACCUCACCAACCAGUUCGUGCAGCCGUCCUGGCGCAUAGCGCUCUGGUCCCUGGCUUACGGCGUGGUGGUGGCCGUGGCUGUCUUCGGGAACCUCAUUGUCAUCUGGAUCAUCCUGGCUCACAAGCGCAUGAGGACAGUCACCAAUUACUUCCUCGUGAACCUGGCUUUCUCAGACGCUUCCAUGGCCGCCUUCAAUACCUUGGUAAAUUUCAUCUACGCGCUUCACAGCGAGUGGUACUUUGGUGCCAACUACUGCCGCUUCCAGAACUUCUUUCCUAUUACAGCGGUGUUUGCCAGCAUCUACUCUAUGACGGCCAUCGCAGUGGACAGGUAUAUGGCCAUUAUUGAUCCCUUGAAACCCAGACUGUCUGCCACAGCUACCAAGAUCGUCAUCGGAAGUAUUUGGAUUCUAGCAUUUUUACUUGCCUUCCCGCAGUGUCUUUACUCCAAAACCAAAGUCAUGCCGGGCCGUACUCUUUGUUAUGUGCAAUGGCCAGAAGGUCCCAAACAACAUUUCACAUACCAUAUUAUUGUCAUUAUACUGGUGUACUGUUUCCCACUGCUCAUCAUGGGUAUUACGUACACCAUCGUUGGGAUUACUCUCUGGGGAGGGGAAAUCCCAGGAGACACCUGUGACAAGUAUCAUGAGCAGCUAAAGGCUAAAAGAAAGGUUGUAAAAAUGAUGAUUAUUGUUGUGGUGACAUUCGCCAUCUGCUGGCUGCCCUAUCAUAUUUAUUUCAUCCUCACUGCAAUCUAUCAACAAUUAAAUAGGUGGAAAUACAUUCAGCAGGUCUACCUGGCUAGCUUUUGGCUGGCAAUGAGCUCAACCAUGUACAACCCCAUCAUCUACUGCUGUCUGAACAAGAGAUUCCGAGCUGGCUUCAAGAGAGCAUUUCGCUGGUGUCCUUUUAUUGAGGUUUCCAGCUACGAUGAGCUGGAGCUCAAGACCACCAGGUUUCGCCCGACUCGGCAAAGCAGCCUGUACACUGUGACCCGGAUGGAGUCCAUGACAGCGGUGUUUGACCCCAGGGACGCGGAGAACUCCAAAUCCAGUCGGAAGAAGAGAGCGACGCCAAAAGACGCGAGUGUCAACGGCUGCUCCCGCAGGAAUUCCAAAUCUGCUUCCACCGCAUCAAGUUUCAAAAGCUCGCCCUAUACCUCUGUGGAUGAGUAUGCCUAGAUCCAUUUCCUGAGACAAAAGGCAGUGUGAGGGCCCCCGUUGGUUUAUCAUCCCGUUCCACAUGCGCUCUGGAAACAAAAGGUAGUUUUUAGGCAGCUAUGCUUCAAUUGCGAAAGGUGACAUAAAAAUGUAAAAAGAUACUAUUAAAAUAUUUUCCACCACCAAAAAAGUAAAAUGAAUUUUAAAUGUAUUCAUUGACAACUCUAAAUAAUUAUAUGCAACCAACUGAAAAGUAUAUCUUGUAUCCAGUUUCCCUCAUCUAAAUAUGGCCACAUACAUUUGGGUCUCCAAAAUGGCAUGUGGUUUUUCAAAAAAUUGAAGAAUCUUAAAAAUAUAACAUUGUGACUGAAUAGAAAUGAUACAUAUAACUUAUUAACCUACAAUACAAACUGAAAAAAAAGUUAAAUGACUCAUUUUCCCACGAGUGAUGGAUAAUUAACCUCAAAAAGUAAGAAAUCAAAUAAAAAUGUUUGUUCAUGAAAAUUUAUUUUGUAGAAUGAAAGCUUUACUAAAAAGGAA